AUGACGGUGCCAGGUUAUGAAGAACCUCAAAGCAAAGCAGCUGACACAAAACUGAUCAUGAAAGCAGAGAGGUGCCUGAGGGAAGGUCCAUUGCUGUGUGAUAGACGAGUGACACACCUCCUCUUUCCUCUCCUCCUCCUCUUGCGGGCUCCUCUACUGUUUAGCUUUGGUGAGCGCACCUGCCCCAAUAACUGUCGAUGUGAGGGAAAAACUGUCCAUUGUGAUUCAUCUGGCUUCUUAGAUGUCCCAGAAAACAUUUCAGUCGGCUGCCAGGGCCUCUCUCUGCGCUACAAUGAACUGCACACCCUGUUACCAUAUCAAUUUGCUCACCUCAGUCAGCUUCUUUGGAUUUACUUGGACCACAAUCAGAUUUCUGCUGUUGACAGUCGAGCAUUCCAGGGAGUCCGCAGGCUUAAAGAGCUAAUACUGAGCUCCAACAAGAUCACAUCCCUGCACAAUUCAACAUUCCAUGGAAUUCCCAAUCUCCGCAAUUUGGACUUGUCAUACAACAAACUGGAAAUUCUGCAGCCAGGUCAAUUCCAUGGUCUAAGAAAGCUGCAAAACCUACACCUACGCUCAAAUGGUCUUUCCAACAUCCCGAUUCGAGCCUUCCUCGAAUGCCGAAGUUUGGAGUUUCUGGAUUUAGGCUACAAUCGAAUCAAGGCUCUUACACGUACCACCUUUUUAGGGUUACAGAAGCUGAUGGAGUUGCAUUUGGAGCACAACCAGUUCUCACGGAUAAACUUUUUUCUGUUUCCACGCUUAGCCAAUCUGAGAUCACUCUAUCUGCAGUGGAACCGCAUUAGGGUCGUCAACCAGGGGCUUCCAUGGACUUGGUAUACACUGCAGAAACUUGAUCUGUCUGGAAAUGAAAUCCAGACCCUGGAUCCAGCUGUGUUUCACUGCUUGCCCAACCUUCAAGUUCUCAAUCUGGAGUCCAACAAACUGUCCAAUGUCUCUCAGGAGGCAGUGUCAGCAUGGAUCUCACUGACCUCCAUUAGCCUUGCUGGGAACAUGUGGGAUUGCGGAACUGGCAUAUGUCCACUUGUGGCUUGGUUGAGGAAUUUCCGGGGCAGUAAAGACACCACUAUGAUUUGCAGCAGCCCAAAGUAUCUCCAGGGAGAAAAAAUUAUGGAAGCCACAAGGAACCAUGGUAUUUGUGAGGAAACUGAUUAUGUUCUGACUGAAACACCAUCACCAAUGUCAGACCUAAUUUCUGAAGCCACCACUGAACCGACCUUUGCCCCUACUAGCGGCUCUCCACCUAUGCCACCAGCCAGCACCUUUGGUCCACUCCCACCAUUCAGACCUCGACCUAUUCCUCACCCUACCUUCCCAGGGCAUAUGAGCAAAGACCCAAGAGACUCAGUUGCUCGCACUCGACCCACCCACAUACCACCCCCAGAGCUGGAGCACAUGACUCUGCACAAAGUGGUGGUGGGCAGCGUGGCCAUCUUCUUCACCAUGUCCCUAAUCCUGACAAUUGUUUAUGUCUUGUGGCGGCGCUACCCAGGCGCAACCAGGUUGCUACAGCAGCGAUCCAUGGUAGGAAGGAAACGUCGCAAAAAGAGCCCAGAGCCAGAGCAGAACCUGAGCUCCCAGCUUCAAGAGUAUUACAUGAGCUACAAUCCUGCUGCCACACCAGAAGCAUUGGAGGUGCUAGGCAAUGGCACUGGUUCCUGCACUUGCACAAUUUCUGGCUCCCGGGAGUGUGAGAAUGAGUAUACAUGUCCACGCCCCCUACCUGGUGCCUGGCUGGGAGAUGUGUCUACCAUCCAUUAACUCCAGAAAGGAAGCCGCUUCUUCUUUGGAUGGUGAAGCAAAACCUACCAUGAAACAGGGACGCCAGAGAGAAA
Molecule: messenger RNA, 1856 nt
Organism: Scomber japonicus (chub mackerel)
Lineage: Eukaryota; Metazoa; Chordata; Actinopteri; Scombriformes; Scombridae
Gene: lrrtm4l1
Product: leucine rich repeat transmembrane neuronal 4 like 1
Exons: 4
Coding region: 1-1782 (593 amino acids)
Cellular component (GO): plasma membrane
Molecular function (GO): protein binding
Source: RefSeq, a predicted model, not a curated record